Molecule: messenger RNA, 1649 nt
Organism: Ostrea edulis (European flat oyster)
Lineage: Eukaryota; Metazoa; Mollusca; Bivalvia; Ostreida; Ostreidae
Exons: 4
Coding region: 301-1257 (318 amino acids)
Biological process (GO): protein phosphorylation
Molecular function (GO): ATP binding; protein serine/threonine kinase activity
Source: RefSeq, a predicted model, not a curated record
CCGAGUUACCGAACCUGAUGAUCGACUCUGUAUCCAUCGAUUGGCUGUGGAGAACAUUCUGUUCAUCAGAUACCGGGCACAUUCAGCUUCAGCAACAGGGCGUUGGGAACCAAAAAAGAUGAGCGCUCAACAUGUUUCACACCGUUCUUCUCCUUGAAACUGAUUGCACGACCUUCUCUUCAACUUCCCCAUCUUGAUUGAUUUCCGCAUCAGAAGCUACCGCAGUGCACGUACAUUUCCGCGCACAUCCUCUGUAGCUGCAAGAGCUUAAGUGCAUGAACCAUCAUCAUUGUCCAGGUAAUGGAGUUGAAUAAACUCGAAAACCAGACUCUACCAUCUAUCACUAGCAGCGCAGACGGGCGGAAAUGGUGGGCCAAUUUCGAGUUUUACCCGGAUGUAGUCACCAAUCGGAAAUCCAUCUUCCGAGGACUCAUGUACAGCGGGGAGAAUUACUACAGCCAAACGGAAUGCGCAGUCAAAUUCGGCGAACCUGAUGUGAAUGAGGAGGAGCUGAUUAAAUAUGUAGAGGGCAUCCGGGAAAUUCACCGACUGGCUGGUCUAUUUAAUGCAACCCAGAAAGGUGUAAAAAUAACCGUCCUCUUACCCUGUGUCGCAGUUAUGGACAAAGUUGCACCAUUUUAUAACCGUGUCUUCCGUAUGAUGCAGAAGAACUACACCCGGAUAAUAGCAGACGAUGACUGCAUCCUUCUUGAAGAGUGGGUUCAGGGUCACUACGUUCCGUUUGUUGACCCGGAAGGAAAUCCAAAUAGCGUUUGUCCUGAUGUCGUACAUCAGUUCGCUCAUUUUUGCCACCAUGAAACUAAAGGGCAACUUGUGGUGACAAACCUUCAAGGCAUCGAGAAAGACAAUGGUAUAAUUCUGUCCUCUCCCGUGGUCCACUCUGUCGAGAGGAAAUACGGACAACGCGACAAAGGGAUGACAGGAAUGGCAACCUUCUUUGAACGCUUUAAUAAUGCAUGUUCUGAAGGUUGCAAACAGUAUCUCUCCAACAAGGACAUUGCUUAUCCAAGCUACCCACCAUCCGUACACAGCACUGAGAAAGAAGCCCAGCUAAUUGCCAACAACACUAUCAAAAUCUCAGAGCCGCCCAGCUACUCCGCAAGCGAAGCACAAAAUGUCCAGAACUCCCCUCCCCCACCAUACGAUGAGACCCCUGCGUCCUCAAUAUCACCCCCCAAUCAGACAUAUUUCCAUCCAUUCAAUACACGCACGAACAAGGAAAUUCAGAUCAUUUGACAUCACGUCCCAAAAAACUGUCGGAAGCGCAAGAUCUCAGAUGUAAUCAUUUUGCACAAUUUUUCACAUUGAUCUAAUUGUCUCUUUUUAAGAGAGAGUGGGAAGACGGGAGGGGAGCUGCUUGUUUUGUGUUUGGUAGUUUUAACUAUGUUGUUAUUUCCAGAUCAUUUUUGUUUGGAAUGUAUUUUUAAUGUCUUGUAUAUAGUGCUUUAUGACCAUGUCUAGUUUUGGAUCAAUGUUAUGAUUAAAAUUCUUAGUUAAGUUUCGAGGAAAUGUGCAAUUAUUCAAAUUGAAUACACUUGUCUGUGGUAGUGAGGAAGAUUUUAUACAUACAUGCAUCUGUUUUCAUGAUAAAAAAUAUUUAUGCUUUAAAAAUAAAGUUACAAAGUUGA